CUAGAUCUGUGCGACCGCAUUAGUGGAUAAGUGACUCGACUCCUUUAUUUAUUUUUUGUUUAUUAAAUUUAAGCCGGAAAACAUGCCGCACGGACACUCGCACGACCACGGCGGCUGCGGCCACGAGGCCACGGACAUUGAUCACGCCCUGGAAAUGGGCAUUGAGUACAGUCUAUAUACGAAAAUCGACAUUGAGAACACAGAGUGCCUGAACGAGGAGACGGAUGGCCAGGGCAAGGGUGUCUUCAAGCCGUACGAGAAGCGCCUGGAUCUCACCAAAUUUGUGCAGAGCGACGCCGACGAGGAGCUGCUCUUUAAUAUACCCUUCACCGGCAACGUCAAGCUCAAGGGAAUCAUCAUAAGCGGCGCCAACGAUGAUUCGCAUCCAAAUAGGGUCAAAAUCUUUAAGAACCGUCCCAAGAUGACCUUCGACGAUGCCAAAGCCAAGCCGGAUCAGGAAUUCGAGCUAACCCGCGAUUGCCGUGGAGAAAUCGAGUACUCACCGAAGGUGGUCACCUUCUCCUCCGUUCACCAUCUAUCCUUGUACUUUCCCAGCAAUUUCGGCGAUGACAACACACGCAUUUACUACAUAGGUCUUCGGGGCGAGUUUACUGAGGCCCAUUACCAUGGGGUCACCAUCUGCAACUACGAGUCUCGUGCCAAUGCCGCCGAUCACAAGGAAAAGGCUUUCGAUGGCGUUGGCAGGCCCAUCCAAUAGGUCACAACCAAAAGUCUCUCCUUAAGCUAGUUUAAAAAAGCAAUUUAAUUGAGUAUUUGUGAUCAUUUAAGGCAUUCAAUGAACGAAUUUUUCAAUUCCCUAAAAUCUAA
This is a messenger RNA of Drosophila kikkawai, 828 nucleotides long. RefSeq names its product PITH domain-containing protein CG6153. Gene Ontology annotation, cellular component: nucleus. NCBI's taxonomy places the organism in Eukaryota, Metazoa, Arthropoda, Insecta, Diptera, Drosophilidae. The record is from RefSeq and is a predicted model, not a curated record.